Candidozyma auris is the source of this 1389-nucleotide messenger RNA. RefSeq lists its product as uncharacterized. Gene Ontology annotation, molecular function: pantothenate transmembrane transporter activity. The transcript has a single exon. Gene Ontology annotation, biological process: pantothenate import across plasma membrane. Gene Ontology annotation, cellular component: plasma membrane. The record is from RefSeq and is a predicted model, not a curated record. The coding region runs from base 1 to 1389 and encodes 462 amino acids. NCBI's taxonomy places the organism in Eukaryota, Fungi, Ascomycota, Pichiomycetes, Serinales, Metschnikowiaceae.
AUGCUAACAAAAACAAGAAACUUCGUGUGGGGAGCCAAGCCAGCUAACCCCGUGGAGGCCAGACUACUCGUGAAAAUCGACUGGUUUGUGCUUUCGUUCGCAUGUCUCCUCUACUGGGUGAAUUACUUGGACAGACUCAACUUGAGCAAUGCCUACGUGAGUGGUAUGAAAGAGGACCUCUCAAUGCACAAAGAUGAGUUUAAUAUCAUCAACACGUGUUUCAAUGUCGGCUACAUCGUGGCGCUUAUCCCACACAACUUGAUUUUGCUUCGAAUACGACCUCGUAUAUGGCUUUCGUUUUGUUCUCUCGCAUGGGGGUUCUUGACAUUUGCCAUGGCCUGGGUGCAUAGCUACAAGGCAUUAUGUGCCAUUCGUCUCUUUCAAGCAAUGCUCGAGGCUCUGACGUUUAGUGGGUGUCAUCUUCUAUUGGCGUCUUGGUACACUGAAACUGAGCUUGGGAAAAGAACGGCUGUGUUCACAUCGGCUGGGCUCAUUGGCAAUAUUUUCUCGCUGACAAUGCAAGCGGCGAUAUACGAGAAUAUGGAUGAUGUGGCUGGUCUUGCCGGUUGGCGCUGGUUGUUCAUUAUCGACUUCCUCAUCACAGUGCCAAUUUCCGUUUAUGGAUUCUUCUGCUUUCCUGAUACCCCGGAAACAAGCAAAGCUUUUUAUUUUAGUGAGCAGGAGAAGUUGUUGGCUAUCUCCAGACUCAAGAAACGACCCAAAACCACGUUUGACUGGUCGAUAUUCAAGCGGGUUGUAUCCAGAUGGCACUGGUGGUUAUUCUCCUUCUUUUGGGUGCUUGGCGGUGAGAAUGAGUCCUACGCCAGCAACUCGCUCUUUGCUCUUUGGCUUCAAUACUUCGACUACACUGUCCCGCAGCGAAACCACUACCCAAUGGGUGUGUACGCGGUUGGUGUUUUAGCCAACUUUUGCUGCUGUUGGUACAUAGAUGCGACCAAUGCAAAGCACCACUACAGAGCUGCUAUUCUCAUUGGCGUCAUCAUGAUAAUAUCCACGGUGUUGCUUCUCGCUCGACCGCUUUCCACUGUCUACGUGUUCGUUGCUCACUACUUGAGUGGCUUUUCCUAUGCUGGCCAACCAGUGUUCUUUGCAUGGGCCAACGUUGUAUGCUACAACGACCUUGAGGAGCGAGCGGUAGUGUUAGCCUCGAUGAAUAUGUUUAGCAAUGCUGUGAACGCAUGGUGGCUGAUUUUGUUUUACGGGGCCUCUACUGCACCCUACUUUACUAGAGGUAAGUGGGCCAUGAUAGGUACCACAACGGCUAGCAUUAUGUUGGCCAUUGUGAUGAGACGGUUGCAGAUUCGUGACAUACGCAGAGAAGAUUCGAUAGAUGAGGAAUCGGUGCCUGACUCCUACAAAGUUAAUUAA